Hemiscyllium ocellatum (epaulette shark) is the source of this 1140-nucleotide messenger RNA. RefSeq names its product retinol dehydrogenase 11-like. The transcript has 7 exons. The record is from RefSeq and is a predicted model, not a curated record. NCBI's taxonomy places the organism in Eukaryota, Metazoa, Chordata, Chondrichthyes, Orectolobiformes, Hemiscylliidae. The coding region runs from base 1 to 1140 and encodes 379 amino acids.
AUGAAGCGAACGGUGGUAAUCUCCUCAAGCGAGGCUGCUCUAUCCUCGGCCAAGGUCUCCUGUGAUUGCUUCAAGUCAGCCCUCCAGUUUCUUACCCAGCAUGCCUGUGUGAUCACUGGGAUCGCCAUUGCAGGAGCCACUAUCCUGAUCCUGAGGAACUGGGUGGCUGGUGGAGUCUGUCGGUGUACCAAGCGACUGGAUGGUAAGACUGUCAUCAUCACCGGAGCUAACAAUGGCAUUGGCCGCGAGACUGCCCGGGAGCUGGCAAAGAGAGGUGCCCGGGUAAUCAUGGCGUGCCGGGACCUGGAGAAGGGCACCUUGGUAGCCGAGCAGCUGCGUGCCGCCAUGUGCAACGACAACAUUGUGGUCUACAAAUUGGACCUGGCGUCACUCGACUCCAUCCACUGCUUCGCCAAGGAGGUGACAGAGAAGGAGACCAGGCUGGAUAUCCUCAUCAAUAACGCGGGGGCUCCCAUUGGACCGAGGGAGGUGACGGAGGAUGGCUUCGAGAUGCAAAUUGGCGUCAACCAUUUUGGCCAUUUCCUGCUCACCAUCCUGCUCCUGGAGCAGCUCAAAUCCUGCACCCCAGCCCGUGUCAUCAACGUCUCGAGUAGAGCCCACAGAAUCGGAAAGAUCCGUUUCAACGACAUUAACAUGAAAGAAUGCUACGAUCCCUUGGUUGCGUUUUGUCAGAGCAAACUGGCCAAUAUCCUCUUCACCAGAGAACUCGCCCAGAGACUCCAAGGGACGGGUGUCACGGUGAAUGCUGUCCACCCGGGGUUGUUAUGGACGGACACUACCAGGAACAUGAUGUCCCACCAGCCCUGGUGGUUGCGCCUCCUGCUGGCCCCUUUCUACUUCUUCCUGAAGAGCCCGAGACAGGGAGCUCAGACAACCAUCCACUGUGCCGUGGAUCCCGAACUCGACACUGUCACUGGCCAGUACUUCAGUGACUGUGAGAUUUCGGAGGUAGCGUACUAUGCUCAGGACGAGUGCAUGGCCAAGUCUCUGUGGGACCUGAGCUUUGAGAUGGUCCACCUGGAGACCUCACCAUGCACCAUCAAUGACAGCCUUUACUGGUCCAUGUCACACCUGAUCCGUGGUACCAACGCAAAGAAGAGCCGCACGUGUGUCUACUGA